Adineta steineri is the source of this 1728-nucleotide messenger RNA. The record is from the annotation of a GenBank genome assembly. NCBI's taxonomy places the organism in Eukaryota, Metazoa, Rotifera, Eurotatoria, Adinetida, Adinetidae.
AUGAGUAGUUCAGGAGAUCGUUUUACAGAUAUUGAACUAGAAAAUAAACGUUUACCAGCAUGUUUUGGUUACAUUACUUGGAAAUUAUUAUCUCUCGAGGAUACGAUGAAAGAAUUACAAGAUAUUUUACAAGAAAUAAAUCGUUUUGUUAAAUUAGCUAAAAAAUAUUGUACAUAUCCAAAUGAUCAUAAUUUAACAAAAGAUGAAUCUGCUGCAAUUUAUAUUUAUACAAUGGAAAUGUCCGAUAAUUCAAGUGUUUAUCGUAUGUUAAAUCAAACACUUCGGGCAGAUGACCGAUCAAAAGUUCGUCCAUGGUUUGGAUACUUAAGACUUUUAGAUUCUGCAACAUCGAAACUACCCAAAUUUAAAGGAAUUAUUUAUCGUGGAAUUGAUAAAGAUGUUACUAUGAAUUUUAAAAAAGGUCAAAAAAUUACUUGGUGGAGUAUAAGUUCAUGUACAACAUCUGUUGAUGUUAUUUCUUCGUUUCUUCAUAAAUCUUCUUCAAGUACAUUAUUUAAUAUUGAAUGCUUAAACGGAAAAUCUGUUUCAUCAUAUACAUGUUAUCCAAAUGAAAAUGAAGUUAUUUUAAUGCCUGGAACAAUGUUUGAAGUUGUCGCAAAUCCAUUGAAACAUCAUGGUGGAUUAAAUAUUAUUCAUUUAAAAGAAAUUAGCGAUGAUGAUGAUGAUGAUGAUGAUGAUGAUGAUGAACCACCAAAUCCAAAUUCUUAUCAACCUAAGCAUUCUACAGCUAGCAUAGCGACUAUAUUAAAGAAUCCAGUAACACCAAAUGAAAUAUCAACUCAAUCUCAAACAAAACAAAAACAAAUUCAAUCAAAAAAGAAUAAAUAUCAACAAUCUGCAAUUACUGUUGCUGGAGGAAAUGGACAAGGACAGGAAUUAAAUCAACUUUCUUGUCCUUAUGGGUUUUUUAUUGAUAAUGACAAAUCAAUUUAUAUUGCUGAUUGGUAUAGUGAUCGUAUUGUUAAAUGGGAAUUGAAUUCAAAUACCGGUCAAGUUAUUGCAGGUGGAAAUGGAAAUCAAAAUAAUCAAUUGAAUGAGCCAAGUGAUAUCAUUUUUGAUAAAAAAAAUAAUUCUUUUAUUAUUUCUGAUACUGGAAACAAACGAGUAAUUCGAUAUUUUGAUAAAAAUCAAACAAAUCAACAAAUUCUUAUUUCAAAUAUUGUUUGUUGGGGUCUGACAAUCGAUAAAAAUGGAUUUAUUUAUGUUUCUGAUGAUGAGAAACAUGAAGUAAGACGAUGGAAACAAGGAGAUAUAAAAGGUGAAUUAGUUGCAGGUGGAAAUGGUCUAGGAAAUCGUCUUAAUCAACUCAAUCACCCUACUUUUAUCUUUAUUGAUGAAGAUUAUUCUCUUCAUAUAUCUGAUCGUGACAAUCAUCGUGUAAUGAAAUGGAAAAAAGAUGCAAAAGAAGGGAUUAUUGUUGCUGGUGGAAAUGGUAAAGGAAAUAGUCUCAAACAAUUGAACUGGCCUCAAGGAGUCUUUGUUGAUCAUUUGGGUCAAAUCUAUGUGGCAGAUUACUGGAAUAAUCGAAUAAUGCGUUGGUGUGAAGGAGAUAAAGAAGGUGAAAUUGUUGUUGGAGGAAAUGGUGAAGGAAGUCAAUCAAAUCAAUUGAAUUGUCCCAAUGGUUUAUCAUUUGAUAAUGAAGAAAAUCUUUAUGUUGCUGAUCUUAAAAAUCAACGAAUCCAAAAAUAUGAAAAAAUUUUAAAUUAA